AUGGGUAACAACAGCCCUUCAGAAGUCUCACCAGAAGACAUCGACUAUAACAACCCACCCUUCCCCCUCACAAAAAUCGACCGCGAAAUCCUAGCAACCCGAGAUGAAGACUACCACCGCAUUACCUGGUCGGAUCUCAAAUCCAUAAUAGCAAACCAUACUCUCGAAGACCUGAAACGAUUGCCCUCCGAUCUCCGUCGCUACCUCGCAUGGUCCCAUAGUAUCAAAAAGCAAUAUGGUGGGAUAACGCCGUUUGUGAUCCAAGAGCGGUUGCAUUGGACUCCUACUUCUCGGCCAGGAGAACCACCGCUCUUCGAACAUGUCUCUGACGUACCCUUCGAGGAGAGGAUUGAUUAUGCUGUUCUUCUGAAUGAUUGGCCGUACGGGUUUGAACCCGGGAUUGCGCACAUCGUCGUUUGGAGUAAAACGCCCAUCAGAACGGAUGAUACACUCGGCGAUGUGACGGAGGAAAGUAGACGCCUUAUAGAGGAGUUUGUGGAAAGGUAUUUUGUGCGAGAGUUGGACAAUGGUGGGAGGGAGAGGGUAUUGUGGUUCAAGAAUUGGGUUAGUUUGCAGAGUGUGAGGGGGGUGGAUCAUGUGCACGUUUUAGUGAAAGAUGCGCCGGAGGAGUUACUGAAGAAGUGGACCAAGAGGAAUGAUCCGUGA
Molecule: messenger RNA, 666 nt
Organism: Lecanosticta acicola
Lineage: Eukaryota; Fungi; Ascomycota; Dothideomycetes; Mycosphaerellales; Mycosphaerellaceae
Source: the annotation of a GenBank genome assembly